UUAAAUAAUAAAAUGAAACUGAUUGAUUUAAAUUUACACAAGAUGGACCAGCAGCCCAACUGGUUAUUUGGCUGUACCUAUUUUCGCAUAAGAAGGUAGCGGGUUCGAUACCUCAACCCUCCUCUAUAAUUUUCGUUUUUCAACACAGGGGAAGGGCAUUUUUGUACUUUCUCGAAAACGCGGUGGCAAGGAACCGUAAUUUUAAGAAAGCCCUAAGGGUAUUUUGGUCAGUUCGGGGGCCGAGAUAGAUAUACCUAGACCGAUAAACCCUAGCCGCCUGAUCCUAAAUCGACCAAAACGGCCGAUGCUCUAAUUCUCCGCCUCUCUCUCUCUCUCUCUCUCUCUCUCUCUCUCGAUUCUCUAUUCUUCCCUCUGGCCUCUCUGAAACUACACAAACAACAACAACAAAAAAAUGAAAUCCUUCCCCCUCUCUCGAAUCUGCUUUCUUCCCCGCUCGAUCUAUUACCUAGAGAUCAUCCACGCCCGAGAACGAAAUCAUCUCAUACUUGCCUCUUCUCUCCGAUCGACCGACACAAGAAAGACUCGAACUCCCCAGAUUGACCAAAAAAAUGGCGAACUGGGUAAGAUUCCGCCUUGCAUGUAGGAUUUCUUUUGGUUUUCUAUUUCAAAAACCGAAUUCUGAUGUUUUCGGUUUUGGAUUUACGCGAGGGGAAGAGGGGGCUCGCUUGCCGCCGGCAAGAGACUCCACCGAAACCCUUCGGUUUCUUCUCUCGGAAAAGAGGGCGGCUUGGAGCCGCCGGAGCAGGAGUCGACGCCGCCGAGGCAGCAGUCGCUGCCGACAAGAGUCUUCUACUGAACCCUUCGGUUCCUUCUCUCGGUUAGAGGGGACCGAGAUCUGGGUGAUGUUCUCCCAUCUCACGACCUUGUAUGAUUAAAAGGUAAAAAUUGGAGAUGAGAUUUGUUUUUUAACGGCUUUAGGUUCUGGGUUUUAAUUAGCUAGGAGUUAGUUUCUUGAUCUGCUAGCUGAAUUGGUAUUUUAUGGUAAUACUUGGUAAAUCGUUUGUUUUGUUGAUUUUUGCUGUGGAUUUUGAAAUCUGAAAUUAUCGUGUUGCAGAGUUUUAGUUCAAAAUCUUUUAACAUAGCCGAAAAUCACAGCCACUGCUUGUGCUAGUGAUUUCGGACUGAGAAAGAACAUUAUGUUCUAUGUUUGGGAUAGGAGUUUAAGAAUAUAGUAUCGACAAUGGUUUGGAAAGAACGAUUAAGAACAAUAACCUAAGUCACAGCCACUGCUAUGACUAAAUCAGAACUUUGGAUCUUAAUUGAUUUUGCCAUUAACUGGUUUCUUAUGCUAUGAUUUUGUUUUGUGGGUCGAUUGUGAGGUUGAAGCUUUUUUCAUUCUAUAUUCUAUAUGAUGAAAAACACUAAGAAAUUAUCAUCUUUGUGAUUUAUUAAACUUAAGAUAAGUGUUAAGUUAUGAUUUUUGUUAAAUCGAUCUUAGACGGAGAUCUGAAACUUAGGCGGGUUGAUUGAGCUAACGUAAACCGAAUUAGAUGUCUAGAUACAUGGAUAAAAAACAUUAACAAUCACGAAAACAUAUCUAGCAAAGAACACAGGUACAAACCACUUCAUUAUUCUCAUGCUAAUUCUGUUUUAGAGGUUAGCUCGUAGCACAAUUUUUAAAAGAAAGCAAGUGGAAACAAAAGUAGAUUUAUAAUCAAGCCAUAUACAUACUUAUCUAUUACAGAUCUACCAUGGAGUAGAGAUCUAUUCACUUUAUAGUAUCCCUAUCAAGUGCAUAUAGUGAUCAUUCGUAUAUGUAUUCGUAUGUAUAUGAAAUAUGGGAUGUGUUUGAGAAAUACCAACCUGGACCCUUGGAAAUGGUUUCUUCGUGGUUGCUGUGAUUAUCUUCUUGCUUUGCUUUUGCUCUCUUUUCCCUUUUGCUUCUACUUGCUGCUGCUAUUUGGUGUCCUUUUUCUUGAGCAUCAGCUGCCUUUUUUCUUAUCAAGCUUGCCGUGUAUUUUGUUUGCUCUCUCCCUCCUUUUUUGGAUUUCCAGCCAGAAGCCCCCCCCCCCCCCCCUCUUUUUAGCCGACCUCCACUUUUAUAUCUGGUUUUUUACUAUUCAUUUGGGUGUGUUGUCAAUUGUUUGUUCGGUUUGCAGAAGAGCUGGCCAUUUUCCUCCUUUCAAGAAGUAGCAGUAAUCAUUGUUGGCCUUUGGGAUGAGAUAAGGCUGUAAGAAGUCAGUUGACCGAAGAUGACUCGUUGACUUUGUUUGACUGGGCUGGUUGACUUGUGGACUGGGCCGAAAAUUACGGGCCUGGAUUGGGUUUAUAGUUUGAGAAUUGGGCUACUGGUGUGGGUUUGUUUGUGCCUAGAGCAAGUAGCAAUGGGCCAAUGACUUCAAUUUCCUCCUUUUUUUUAUAGAGCUCGCAAUAAUCCUUGUAAUUAAUUGUAAUUAAUUUUAGUCAUUGCUUUAUUAGAGGUUUACUCAUGUGAUGUACGAUGUAUCAAAUUUGAUAAUAAAGUCUUUGUUUUGCCUCGUUCAAUUUGUCACAUUUAAUCUAUCAUACCCAAGUCCAAACUUGAGCAACAAACUUUUCACUAUAGUCAUUCCUCCCUUCUAAUUGAGAAUUUAUAUUUAAGAUUUGUCACUGCUAAUCUUAACUUAAACCGAUCAUAUCUUAACUAAUUAUGCCCUAGAAUCGACUAGGAGCAAAUUUGAUAAUUGUUGGUUCAUAUUGACUUGCAACUGUUAGUCUCAACCAAACUAACUUCAAUUUCCCUUUUAAAUAUAAUCAUAGUACGACGUUAGAAUAAUUAUUUUCAAUAAAACAAUUAUCCCGGA
Messenger RNA from Linum trigynum, 2804 nucleotides. The record is from the annotation of a GenBank genome assembly. Lineage: Eukaryota; Viridiplantae; Streptophyta; Magnoliopsida; Malpighiales; Linaceae.